Messenger RNA from Sinocyclocheilus grahami, 957 nucleotides. Its product is annotated as gastrula zinc finger protein XlCGF49.1-like. NCBI's taxonomy places the organism in Eukaryota, Metazoa, Chordata, Actinopteri, Cypriniformes, Cyprinidae. Gene Ontology annotation, cellular component: nucleus. Gene Ontology annotation, molecular function: DNA-binding transcription factor activity, RNA polymerase II-specific; RNA polymerase II cis-regulatory region sequence-specific DNA binding. The record is from RefSeq and is a predicted model, not a curated record. Gene Ontology annotation, biological process: regulation of transcription by RNA polymerase II. The transcript has 3 exons. The coding region runs from base 164 to 865 and encodes 233 amino acids.
CAGACUAGUUUGUUGUUGUUUUGAACCCAUCAGUGUUAGAGCGCUCAGGUGGAUUUAAAGUGUUUGCAGAUGUACUGCAGCACAACAGUCAUUUUUCCAUCUUAAACAUGAGCAAUCUCCAAGUGAAACAGCUGAGAGAGCUACUUGACUUAAUAUUAUAAGCAUGGAGUUUAUUAAAGAAGAGGGGGAAGACACCAGUGAUCGAGAAGCAAGCGAAAUAAAGGAUGCUGAGCGACAAACAGAGCUGAUGGAGGUGAAAGAGGAACCUCAGUAUCAGAGAAGCGGACAUCAGUCUUUAAAUGGCGCACAGACGGUAAAGAGUUUGUCACGAAACAGAAGAUCCAAAACCUCUCUCGCCUGCUCUCAAUGUGGAAAGAGUUUCACGCAAACGAGUCACCUCAAGGCUCACACGAGGAUUCACACCGGAGAGAAGCCGUUCACCUGCCAACAGUGCGGAAAGAGCUUCACACAGAAAGGAAACCUUAAGGAUCACGUACGGAUUCACACCGGAGAGAAACCCUUCACGUGCCAUCAGUGCGGGAUGAGCUUCACCUAUAAAAGAAGCCUGAGUGAUCACAUAGGCAUUCACACCGGAGCGAGUCCGUUCACCUGCCCGCAGUGUGGGAACAGAUUCACUCAUAACAGUGACCUGAAGAGACACGGAAGGAUUCACACCGGAGAGCGGCCUCACAGCUGUCACCAGUGUCCAAAGAGCUUCACUCGGAAAGAGCAUCUGAAGACGCACACAAGGAUCCACACCCAAGAAAACCCUUACAUCUGCUCUCAGUGUGGAAGGACCUUCAAACAUCUGAGUAACAUAACAAGACAUAUGACAGUCCAUACAGAGAUACAACUGCACCACUGAUCACAGAAGGUCUCAUUUCAUCUCAAAUCUAAAUAUAGACAGUGCAUUUUCUCCCAAAAUAGCUGCUAAAAGUCAUGAAUUUUUUUGUAAUA